Volvox carteri f. nagariensis is the source of this 1483-nucleotide messenger RNA. RefSeq lists its product as uncharacterized. The record is from RefSeq and is a predicted model, not a curated record. The annotation marks the transcript as partial. The transcript has 4 exons. Lineage: Eukaryota; Viridiplantae; Chlorophyta; Chlorophyceae; Chlamydomonadales; Volvocaceae.
UAUUUUCCGUAGGAUCAAACCUCUGACAUCGCAACUGCUGGGUGCAUUAGCUAACACUUGCUGUGAAGUGCUAAGAUCAGAAUGUCAGAGGACGCUGUUCUUGAGCAGCGGGAGCGCAAGCCGCGUAGGACUACUGCUCCUGACUCCAAUGGCCAUGCGUCAGAUGUUCCGGACUUCGCAGCAGCUGAGGAUUUUGCUGCCGAUGUACCCGCCGUGAACUCGAUUGAUGUGCCAGAGGCUGAGGACGCAGAGGAGCAAGUGGCCAGUACCUCCACGAACAAGAUCUACUUCGUGCGCGUACCUCGGCCGCCCAUUAACGAUGAGGCGCUGAAGAACCUAUCGGCCCAAUUCAAUGAGCACGUUAACAAAGUAAAGGGUGCAAACGCAAAGCUGGCCGCGAAGCGGGAGGAGUUGCGCGAACUGCGCCGCCAGCUGAACGUCGGUCGGUCUCUGAAGGAGGGGUCUCAACCGGAGUUUGAGGAGAAGCUCAAUCGGCUGCAGUCCUUGCGCAGUGUUCGGAACACAUACCAGCAGAAAAUGUCAUCCAUCAGGGAGACCCUUCGGGGCCUGUCGUGCAAGUCGGAGGAGGAGCUGGAUGCCAAGUUGAAGGCUCUGGAGGAGGAAAUCUCGCUUGGUGGUCUGACCCUCAGGGAGGAGAAGCAGAAGGUUCAUGAAAUCACAAAGCUGAAGUCGCAGCGCGCUCAGAUCCGCGACUAUGACAACCAGAAGACCACGAUGGCGGAGUAUGAGGCCGAAAACGACAAGGUCAAGGAGGUGAUCAAAGAGCUGGAGAGCGAGUUCACCAUCCUUAAGACGGAGCGUGACCAAGCGCAAGGCAUUAUUAAGGAGAUCUUAACAAAGGUCAAGGCUUGCGAAGCCGAGGUUGAAAAUCUGGAGGAGGAGCAGAAGGAAGUCGUGAAUGCGAAGAAUGAUGCGCUUGCAGCACUAGACAAGGCCCGGGCUGGAGUGAACGAGUCAAUGUCAGAAUACCGCGAGAACCGCUCGUUCAGCCUGAAGGUCGACACGGCGAUCACGAAGAUCGCCACGGAUUCCGGGUACCGCAAGGAGUAUUACAGCCUCUGGGCCCAGCAGCGAAAGUAUGCGGUGUCGGACCUUCUCCCCGAUAGCACCACGGUGGUUAAGGAGGUAAAAGCCGUAGACGUGGGCAAGGCGGGCGCCAAGGGCAAGGGCGAGGCCAAGAAUACCAAGGCGCCGCCCCCCAAGCCUCAGGGCGCCGAGAAGGCGCGGCAGUUGAUUGAACAACUAAUGGCGGAAGCACAGCAGGAGGCCAGCCGCAAGGUCCCAGGUCGAUCGGUGGCAGACGUCACUGAGCCAUCGUCUGGGGACGCCGACGACGAGCUUGACCAGCCAAGUGCUGUCCCGGCAGUGCAGGCAGUGGAGGCAGUAAAGCCGAAGGCGACAGCAACCAGUGCCCGCCCGGCUGAUUUACUGAAAAUGGUGGAGCUGCCAAAGAUUAUCGAUG